This is a messenger RNA of Cercospora beticola, 224 nucleotides long. The record is from RefSeq and is a predicted model, not a curated record. Lineage: Eukaryota; Fungi; Ascomycota; Dothideomycetes; Mycosphaerellales; Mycosphaerellaceae.
GUACCUGUGUCGUUGCACAACACCCUCCGGCAAUGCACCAACUCAUCAUCAGUCAUACUCUGGCGAAGGAACAAUCAUCACAUCAUGAACAACUGUCUCGGCUCAAAUUCGCGGCUCACGGAUCAAUGUGCUUGGUCCAGAACUUUGGGAACCAUGACCCCGACAGCUUCUGGCUUGGCAUGCGACGGACUGCUGCUCUGGGCCUAGUGGACGCCUCUCGGUAG